AUGUCAGGUCUCAGCAGAUUUCUCCCACCUCUUGAUGACGGUUUACUACCUCUCUGGCUUCUUUUUAUAUCCCUAGUGUCUAUUUUCAAUUCAAUUCAAGCUUACUGCACAUUAACCUACACUGCACGUGUUUAUUGUGGCAGAUCUAAUUUUUCCGCCAUUCCAGCCGCUUCAAUUUCGCCUGUAACACACCUCUCUGCACGCACAUUCGGAACCUGGACUCUAAUUCAAUCGCUUGUGCGCUUCUAUGCCGCGUACCACAUUACCGAGCGUGCCUUUUACCAAUUAGCUUUUUGGACAUUUGCAGUUGCCUUCGGGCAUUUUGUCAGUGAGUGGCUUAUUUUUAGAACUACACGAUGGGGAACUGGGCUAGCGGGACCAGUUCUUGUGAGUACGGGGACUCUAGUUUGGAUGUUGCUGCAGUGGGAUUAUUACAUCAAUUAG
Molecule: messenger RNA, 444 nt
Organism: Blumeria graminis f. sp. triticale
Lineage: Eukaryota; Fungi; Ascomycota; Leotiomycetes; Helotiales; Erysiphaceae
Source: the annotation of a GenBank genome assembly